This is a messenger RNA of Vespula vulgaris, 3360 nucleotides long. RefSeq names its product AP-3 complex subunit beta-2 (gene rb). The transcript is spliced from 10 exons. The record is from RefSeq and is a predicted model, not a curated record. The coding region runs from base 143 to 3292 and encodes 1049 amino acids. Gene Ontology annotation, cellular component: AP-3 adaptor complex; membrane coat. Gene Ontology annotation, biological process: intracellular protein transport; vesicle-mediated transport. NCBI's taxonomy places the organism in Eukaryota, Metazoa, Arthropoda, Insecta, Hymenoptera, Vespidae.
CUCUGUUAUUGGAAUACUAUGGAUUCUUGGAAAGUACAGCUGGCUGUCAAAAGUUUUAAAAAAUAACGUGUUACUUUAGAAAAUAGAGAUUUUUUUAUUAUAUAAAUAAAAUCAAGACGAUCAAUCGGAAAAUCGGAUCAUCAUGUUAACUGCUGCAGCAAAUACUUUAUCAAAUAAUGGUGGAUCAUACAGUAGUGAUAGGCCAUCAAGUGCAGGAGAUCCAGAGCUUGCAGCAGAUCCUGCAUCUGGUGGAUUUUUCCACUCUGAUUACAAAAAACAUGAAGAUUUAAAGCAAAUGCUAGAUAGCAACAAAGAUGGUUUGAAGUUAGAAGCAAUGAAGCGUAUAAUAGGGAUGGUGGCUAAAGGAAGAGAUGCAUCUGAACUUUUUCCGGCAGUAGUAAAAAAUGUUGUAUCAAAAAAUAUUGAAGUAAAAAAGUUGGUAUAUGUAUAUCUAGUUCGUUAUGCAGAAGACCAACAAGAUCUCGCACUCUUGUCAAUAUCUACAUUUCAAAGAGCUUUAAAAGAUCCCAAUCAAUUGAUAAGAGCCAGUGCUUUAAGAGUUUUAUCUAGUAUCAGGGUUUCUAUGAUCGUGCCCAUUGUGAUGCUUGCUAUUAAAGAUUCUGCUAGUGAUAUGUCACCGUAUGUACGUAAAACCGCAGCACAUGCUAUUCCUAAAUUGUAUUCUUUAGAUCCUGAACAAAAAGAAGAAUUGAUUGGAGUUUUAGAAAAACUUUUAUCUGACAAAACAACCCUUGUUGUUGGUUCUGCAGUAAUGGCUUUCGAAGAAGUAUGUCCAGAAAGAAUAGACUUGAUUCAUAAAAAUUACAGAAAACUAUGUAAUUUAUUAGUUGAUGUUGAUGAGUGGGGUCAAGUAGUCAUAGUUAACAUGCUCACAAGAUAUGCCAGAGCACAGUUCAUUAACCCUAAUAUAGAUAGCUUGGAAGAAGAUGAAAAUCGUCCAUUUUACGACUCGGAUUCAGAUUCCUCUAAUACGAAAAAACCAAAAUUUUCCAUAGAUCCUGAUCAUCGAUUGUUAUUACGAAAUACGAAACCGCUUCUACAAAGUCGUAAUGCUUCAGUUGUAAUGGCAGUAUCACAAUUAUAUCAUCAUACAGCAGCACGUAGUGAAGUUAUGAUUGCAGCAAAAGCAUUAAUAAGAUUAUUAAGAGGUCAUAGAGAAGUCCAAAGCAUUGUACUACAUUGCAUUGCAAGCAUGUCAAUUACAAGAAAGGGCAUGUUUGAACCCUUCCUGAAAUCAUUUUUUGUAAGGACUUCAGAUCCCACACAUAUAAAGCUAUUAAAAUUAGAUAUAUUAACGAAUUUAGCUACUGAAACUAGUAUCGGGGUAAUACUAAGAGAAUUCCAAACAUAUAUUUCAAGUAGCGAUAAAGAAUUUGUCGGAGCUAGCAUCCAAGCUAUCGGUAGAUGCGCCAGUAAUAUAAAAGAAGUUACAGACACAUGUUUAAAUGGUUUAGUUUCUUUGCUAAGUAACAGAGAUGAGGCUGUUGUAGCAGAAAGUGUUGUUGUAAUAAAAAAAUUAUUGCAAACGCAACCAAAUGAACACAAAGAUAUUAUUGCUCACAUGGCUAAAUUAAUGGAUUUUAUAACAAUACCGCAAGCAAGAGCAUCUAUUUUAUGGUUGUUAGGUGAAUACUCAGAUCGCGUACCAAAAAUUGCACCUGAUGUUUUAAGAAAAAUGGCAAAAAAUUUUAUUAACGAACAAGAUAUUGUUAAGUUACAAACUCUUAAUUUAGCUGUCAAAUUGUAUUUGAACAAUCCAAUGCAAACUAAGCCAUUUUGUCAAUAUGUCUUCCAACUUGCAAAGUAUGAUCAAAAUUAUGACAUCAGGGAUCGUGCACGUUUUCUGAAACAUUUUAUUUUUUCUGAAGAUAAUGAAACGAAAAAAAAGCUUCCUGAAUUUGCAAAAAGGAUUUUCCUAGCUCCAAAACCAGCACCUACACUAACUUCAAGGUUUAAAGAUUCAGAAUUUCAAUUGGGUACUUUAUCUCAUUACUUAAACAUGCCUUGUGCAGGAUACCGUCCAUUGCCACCUUUCCCUGAAGUAGCACCAGAUCCAUCUGUUAGAAAUGUAGAACCAACAAACGUACAAGAUAUAAAAGAACAAUAUAAAUAUACUCGAAAAGAAAGAAAAGAAAAAAAGCAAAAAGCAAAGGAAAAGCCUUUUUACAGUGAUGAUGAAAGUACUGCUGAAGAAGCAGAAGAGGAUGAAUCUUUGGAAACUUCAGCAAGUGAGAGUUCUGACGACGGAAGCGAAUCCUCUGAAUACUCUGAAACAGAUAAGUCUGAAAGUAAUGAAAAAAAGAAAAUUAUAAAACGAUCCGAAGAAUCUGACAGUAUGACGGAUAGCGAGGAAGAUUCAGAUUCUGAAGAAGAUAGUGAUUCUCAGGAUAGUGAUGAAGAAGAAGAAGAAGAGGAAAAAGCUAUUAAACCAGAAGAAAAAGAGAAACCAAAAAGCAACUUAGAUUUACUUUUAGAUUUAGAUGAUGUUGUACCAAUGACACCGAUAAUGACACCGAGUUUAGGUGGUUUUUUAACGCCUAUUAAUCCAACCGCAACAGAUGGCAUUAGAGAAGUCUCUACCUCUUUUAUACCUAUUAAAAAAUAUGAGAUGUUGAAUAAUAUUACAGGGCAUGGUUUGAAAGUAGAAUACAGAUUUACAAGGUCUCAACAUUUAGUUAGCCCUCAUUUAAUUAGCAUCGAAUUAACAUUUACAAACGAAGGAAAUAAACAAAUCAAGGAUAUACAGAUUGGAAAUAAGAAUCUUCAAAAAGGAAUGCAGAUUCACGAGUUUAUGCGAAUAUCAUUAUUAGAAAUAAAUUCCACUCUAUCUUCUACACUAGGUGUAAAUUUUAAUGACUCUAUGCAACCGGCAAACUUUAACAUUGAUUUUACAAUCGACGAAGAGAAAUAUUCGUGUCCGGUGACUAUUAAAGCUCCUAUCGGAGAAUUAAUCAGAUCAGUUUUAUUACCAGAAAAUAUGUUUAAUAACGAGAAGGCAAAAUUAAAAGGUAUGAAUGAAAAUACAGCAAAAAUAUCAUUUUCGGGGAAUAGGAAAUAUCUAUCUGAAAAAAUUUUCGAAACGGCGAACGUUGCAAUGAUAUCGAGUGAAAAUGAAAUAAUAAGAUUUGCUGCUCAUACUUUGGCAUCUAAAUCAUUAGUAUUAGUAACGAUAAAAAUCAUUGACACAGAACAUUUGGAAAUUAGUGUAAAUUGUGAAAAAAUGGUUAUAGGCUCUAUCUUAUUAAAUGAGUUUAAGAGUAACUUAAAAUGAAUGAAAUGUUUCCUAUAUAUAUAUAUAUGAUAGGGAUAUAUCGAUAAAUAUAUCAUAUAUUAAUCAAA